Physella acuta is the source of this 3844-nucleotide messenger RNA. Its product is annotated as signal recognition particle subunit SRP68. The record is from RefSeq and is a predicted model, not a curated record. Gene Ontology annotation, molecular function: signal recognition particle binding; endoplasmic reticulum signal sequence receptor activity; 7S RNA binding. Lineage: Eukaryota; Metazoa; Mollusca; Gastropoda; Physidae. Gene Ontology annotation, cellular component: signal recognition particle, endoplasmic reticulum targeting. Gene Ontology annotation, biological process: SRP-dependent cotranslational protein targeting to membrane.
CGCGGCUACACCAGCCAAAAUGGCCGCUGGAAGCGAAAACGUGACAGGCGAUACACAAACUUCGACUAAUCAAUCUUCUUCUGAAAUUUCUAAAGACAAUACACUAACUUUAGAAGCACUGCAACUUAUUAAAGAUGCACAGCAACAACAUGGUCUUAGGCAUGGAGAUUAUCAAAGAUAUAGAGGCUACUGUUCGAGGAGAAUUAAGAGGAUUAGGAAGUCACUACACUUCCCACAAGGCAAUAGGAACAGAGUUACACCCAAAAAAAUAUUAGCAGAAAUGCUUACUGAUGCUAGGUACCUUCAGUUACCUUUGUUUUGUGCUGAGAGAUGCUGGGCUUAUGCUAUGCAGUUAAAAUCAGAAGCUAAUACUGAGCCUCGUAAACGCUUUCAUAUGGAUUCCAAACUUAAGAAAGCUGUUGUGUAUUCUGAGGAGUUAGAAGCUCUAGGAAAUAGUUCCAAAUGUGAUGCCAGGACUAAACUGGAAUGCCAGGCCUACAAUGCAUGGAUCAAAGGUAGCUUAGAAUUUGAAGGAGAAAAAUGGGAGAGUGCAAUGACUUAUUACUCUACAGCAAAAACCAUUUAUGAAAAAUUAGCCAAUGCAUUCUCAGAAGAAAUUCAGUUGAUUUAUCAACAGCGAGUUGAUGAAAUAUCCCCUAAUCUCCGCUAUUGUGCAUAUAACAUUGGAGAUGAGUCAGCAUUGCAAGACUUGCAAAAGAUGAGAAUAGCUGCUGGCGGAGACCAGUUGUCUUUUAAAUUAGAUGAUUUGUUGUCACAAACCAGAGAGAAACAAGCAGCUACACUGUCAGAGGUCACAUGGCGUGGCAGGACUGUCCCUGUGAAAGUUGAAGCAGUCAGGCUGUUCCUGCUCAACAUGCAGGACCUGAACUCUGAACUUGAAGCAGCAGAGAGUCUGGAUAGUCGAGUUUCUAUAUACGAAAGCAUUUUGAAGCAGUGCAUUGAUGCCCAGCAGGCUCUUAGAGACACUUUACAAGAAGAUCAGGUAUUUAAGGCAGCUGUGCGUGGACAGCCCAUUGAAGGCAAAGUAUCAAACCAACACUAUCUACAUUCAUAUCUCAUGAAUAUCCGCUUAACUACCACAAUAGAUAGAAAUUUGAUUAUGGUGGAAAAUAUGAAGCAGAAUCUGCCAGAAAACAAUCCAGAAGAAGGGCGUAAAAUAACUAAGCCACAGGAUUUAGUUCGCUUGUAUGACAUUAUUAUUCAGAAUUUAAAUGAAAUACCCAAUCUACAUGGUAUUCAAGAUGAUCCUACCAUACGUUCAGAAAUUGAGACAGCUGUUUUAGGAUAUAAAGCUUUUAGAUCAUAUUACAUAGCUCGGUCUUAUGCCAGUGCUAAGAAAUGGAAAGAAACUGUUGCUUUGUAUCAAAGAGCUUUAGACAACUGCAAAAAAGCACUUGAGGGAUUUAAAAACCAACCUCAGACACCUAAAUUAAAGUCAGAUAUUGUUGAGUUACAAGAACUUCAGCAACAGAUAAGUGGCCAAAUGUAUUCUUGUCAAGCCUACAGUAUUCUGGAUUCUAGCUCCGCUGGAGAACAAUCAUUUUCUACUCCAGUUAAUGACAAGAGGCUUCUUGAGGACAGGUUAGAUGAAUUUAUAACUGAGAAAUCAUUGACAUCUAAGAAAGCAAUCCUGACCCGCUUCCCACCUGAUUUUGAACCUAUUCCUUGCCGACCACUUUUCUUUGAUCUUGCACUCAACCAUAUAGAGUUUCCCUCCUUAGAAGACAAGCUGGAGCAGCAGAAGAAAACAGCAGGUGGAGGCUUGACCGGCAUGGUCAAGGGUUGGCUCGGGGGUUGGGGGGGUAAAAAGUAGAGACUGUCAGAUUGAUUUUAAACUUUUCUUUAAAAUGUUUGUUUAUAUUUAUGAUUGUCACGUUCCUUUGUUGGUCCCAUACAGUACUUGGGCGCAGUUUAAAAUACAUUUUUUAUGCCUUUUAAUGGUUACAAGGAUUUAAGUAUUUAAAAUAUGAACAAUUUUUAGUAUGUAUGUAAUGAAGGACUUCCAGCCAGUUAAGUCAAUACUGUAUUCUUUUUUUUUUAAAGUAAAAAUUGUAAAUAUUAUAUUUAUUAGAAUUAGAUACAAUCAUUUUUUCCCAUUAUGGCUGAUUGGAGUGUUUUUAGUGCAGAAAUGUGCAAGUGUUAGGACUGUUGGUACAUGAAGAAGCUAGUCCAUUUAAUUAUAAACUUGUGAAGGCUUUACCCAUUAAUUUUGUGAUAGAGAAUGGUUCAAUGGCUGUGUAUAAUUGUCUGGGGAGAGGUUGGUUCUGAUCACUGAUUACAUCAAACUCACUCUAUAAUAUUUAUAGAAAUGAUUUGUUAGAGGCUCUAGUUAGUUUUGCAAGUUCUCACUCAUGUGCUUGUGUUGAAAGAAAUUAGUUAUGUAACAGGAAUUAAAUAGUUUUUACCAUGUUUGUUAGCAUCUCAUGACAUUUAAUUCUUAAGUGUUUAUCAGUUUUGAAAAAAAUAGCAAGAUAAUUAAUGUCAGUGUUAGGUUUUCAAAUGUUAAAAUUUUUCCUUAUUCUAAAAAUCUAUUGAUAUUUGAGGUUGUUUUAUUUUUUAUGUUUUUGCACCUUUAAGAAAAAUUUUGACUAAGAGUGUCUCAUGGUUCUAUAAUGAUGUCAGCAAGUGUGGUUGUAUUCUGUCACCUUCUUCUUAGUUCUCAUUUUUUAUCUCAAAGGCUACUCUGUUAGCGCCUCAACACCUACUCUACAUUUUUAUGUAUGAUACAAUAGUAAGUUUUUAAAGUUCUAGCCCUUGACAGAAUUUUAAAGCCGUGUUGUCAUUUGUUGGGAAUGUUCAUAAGUCUUGGAUCAACACCUGUCUGAACAAUUUUAUAAUAGGUUCAACCUGUUUGUUGAAAACAUUUAUGGAAAAAAAUUGGUUCAUCUAGUAAAGUAUAUGAAAUUAAUGAACGGAUCAUCACUCUGUUCCUUGUUGGGCUAUGGUUAUGUACAUAUUUAUUUCAUUUGUUCUUUACCUGAAUCACUUCUGUGUACAGGUAAUUAAUUGUUUCCUUGCUGUACUUCAUGUAUUUUUUUUAAAUGCUUUCAAAUUCAUGUCAUUCAUUCUGGUUUUCUUUUUUAAAAUCAAAAAUUUAAGAACGUGCUUGGAAACAACCAGAGAUAGUACUGAAAUCACUGUACAUCUUUUAAGCUCUGAUUUAUUGAAUUUAAUAUAACUAAUACAUUGCAGAUAAUUUUAGGCAUAAUUAGAAUAUGGACUUACUAUUUAAGCUAGUGUCCCCAGGAACAUAGUCUUAGCAGUUUAGAAUUAUCUGGAGCUAAAUAGUAUUUUUUUUCCUGGUUUAUUCAAGGGAAGCUACUCAGUGCCACUUGCUAUGGAAUAUUUACUUCCAUUUGAAAUGUUAAUAUUAUAAGUUAUUUAUUUAAAAUCAGUUGCCAAUCAACAAAUUUUGUCAAGUGGUGGCAGGGCUAUAUUAAACAAGGGCUCAUCUAAACCUGAAUUCUAUGUUAUAAAAAAUGUGUACUUGUAAUUGAAUGAAUUGGACUGAUUUGAUAAAAAUGUCAGCUAGAAACAAGUGCCCUGACAACUUGAGCCACUGGAUAGACCAAAACUAAGUAGAUCAAGUGUAUGCAUGAUUGUGAUCAGCAGUGGAGUGCUCAAAACCCAGUGGUGGCUGGGCCUGUUCACCUGGUUUACCCAUGGCAACCUUUUAUCUGGAUGUAAGAACUUGUUUUAUUAUGAUGACAAUUAAGUUUACUCAACUAUUAAAGUUAUAGGAUGUAAGAACUUGUUGUUUUAUUCUGAUGACUAUUAUUUCAUCAAAGUUUACUCAACUAUUAAAGUAAUAGGAUUGAAGGAA